AACAAAUCAAGCUUUUCCCCAACAAAAUUUUGUGAUAAAACAAAUAAUAAUGCCAGAAGGAUAAAAACUAAAAUGACUCUUCAUUUGUCCCCCUUCUAUCCCUCUCCAUAGCCGGCCUUUCUUUAAUUAAAUCCAUUCCAUUUCUUCUUUUUCGUCCUUUUAAUUCAAUCUCAAAUCUCAUUUUCCUUUGUGAUUCAAACUUUCCCCUUCUUGUGUUUUUCUUUUUUCCUAGGAAUUUUUUCAUUUGGAUACAAACUGAAUUACGUGAUAUUGAGGUGGAAGUAAUAAAGUUGUUUCCUUUUUAAGCUUUUAUGAGGUGGGUUUGAUCUGGAUUUGGCGUUUGGGUUGGAGGGAAAUUUAUAGGAGUUUCAAUUUGGGUUCUCCUUAUUUUUGGAUUUAAAAAUUCCGGGUUUGAUUUGAAAUGGUCUAUUUCCGUAACUCUAUCUCAGUCUGCAACUCGGUUGACCAGGCUUCUUCAGCUCCGAUCAUGGCAAGUUCUGUGAAUUCAAAUGAUCUUGUGAUGAACAACAAAUCGUCGUCGUCGUCGUCAAGAAACAAUCUUUACAAGAAACAAAAGGUAUUCAAUUCACCAAGUUGUUUAAAGAUUCCAUCUUGUGAAAGAUCAAGAUCCGCUGCCAUUGAUGUUGUCAUCUUGAUUGCUGUGAUCGCUGCUUGUGGAUUCUUGUUGUAUCCAACUAUAAAGUGUCUAUCAUUGAAAUUGAUUGGAUUCAUUGGAACUGCCUUUUACGUUAUUGGUGAGGAAAUUAUGAGAGCUCCUAUGAUAUAUGGGUCCAUAGGACUUGGUUUUUCUUGUGCUGCAAUAGCUGCUUGGAUUUUGCUUCUAUGUACAACCAAGAAAUGCAGGAACCCUAACUGUAAAGGGCUUAGGAAGGCGGCCGAAUUCGAUAUUCAGUUGGAAACUGAGGAAUGUGUCAAGAAUUCCUGCACUUUGGUUAAAGAUGGUGUUAAGAAAGGGCUUUUCGAAUUGCCCCGCGAUCAUCACAAGGAAUUGGAAGCUGAACUUAAGAAGAUGGCACCCGUUAAUGGACGAGCGGUGCUCGUAUUCCGAGCCAGGUGUGGAUGUUCUGUAGGCAGGUUGGAGGUUCCAGGACCAAAGAAGCAAAGAAAGAUCAAGAAAUAGGGUCUUGGGAUAUGAAUAUCAUAGAGAGAGAGGAAUUAAAGCAAUGCAGAAAGUAGUCAUAAUGCAUUGAGGAAUGCCCUUCUCUGGUUAGUCUAAUCAGAAACUAUGCUGUCUUUAAAUAAGCUUUCAUGGCAAAACGUUGUAAGGAUUACAUACAGUUGGUUAUAGUGGAGAAUAUAAGAAGCUGUUCUUUCCA
This is a messenger RNA of Gossypium raimondii (Peruvian cotton), 1337 nucleotides long. RefSeq lists its product as uncharacterized. Lineage: Eukaryota; Viridiplantae; Streptophyta; Magnoliopsida; Malvales; Malvaceae. The record is from RefSeq and is a predicted model, not a curated record. The transcript has a single exon. Bases 422 to 1141 code for a protein of 239 amino acids.